This is a messenger RNA of Portunus trituberculatus (swimming crab), 3584 nucleotides long. RefSeq lists its product as uncharacterized. Lineage: Eukaryota; Metazoa; Arthropoda; Malacostraca; Decapoda; Portunidae. The record is from RefSeq and is a predicted model, not a curated record.
UAGCUGUGGAGAAGACGUCGCUCACGACUCCUACACUUGUGUAGUGCGUUACUGUGUUGGACACAACGCUGUUGGUGUCGUGCGUCACUGUAUUGGAGCUAACGCUGUUGGAGAGGCGAGCGUAUGGAGCGACUCAUGGAGUUAUCAUAGAACCCUGACUGUUCCCGCUGUUUGACCGCAUCCCAGUAAAGUGUGGUAUGAGUUCGUCGCAGUGGUAUCAAUCACUUUACCACAAGCGCUUGCCACGGCGCUUACAGUCAAACGCAGAGGGAAUUGGAUGCUGGCACGACAAUGGCAUCGUAAGGACUGUAUCUUCGGGACGGGAAGAGCAGUAGGUGGGCGAUCCGAAGAGGAAAAACUGUGAGUAAAAUUUACGGAAGCGCCCAUUAGGAGUUCGACCUUGAGCGGCGUGCAGUACCGUGAAAAGGUCUAAUGAAUCAACACUUAACAUUCAAUAGUGUGAUGUACAGUAUCGUGAAAAAAUCCACGGUCCUGGGACAUAACUUUUCGCAGUGUUGGUGACAAAAUCUACGCUCCCGGCACGCAACAUUCCGAGGGGGAGAGAAUACUGAAGGGGAGUGUACUCUCUUGCUUGUACGAAGCAUGGAAGACGGCAAGGAAACCCAGGGGGUGUAGGAGAGUGAAACCGAUUCAUGGGCCAUGGCCUCAAGUGAAGAGGAUUCAAAUAACUGCAACGCUAAAGGGAAAAGAUACAGAAUAAUGUGAACGAAACCAGCUCAAGCACCUCAAGUGAUGAGGAUUCAAACAGCUGGAGCGCUAAAGGGAAACGACACGGGAAAAUUGAGAACGAAACCAGCUCAAGGACCUCAAGCGACAGGGAUUCAAAUAACUGGAGCGAUAGAAGAAUGGAUCACGGACUAAGUCCGAGGUCUUUAACUAACCGGUACGAUGAUGAAACACAUGGGGCACGCAAAUUCGUCAUAUCGGGCCGUGGUGGCCCAAAAAGAUGCAGAGAAGCAGAUGGGAAGAUUUCUGGGUUUUCAAGUGAAGAAGACAUACAAGUCGGGUGCGCAAAGAAAAGGCGGUGUGCAUUUCAAGGCUUACCUGUCAGAAACGCCGUAAUGGCACGAAGAAACACCGUAAGGCCGACGAGAGGGGCACUGGAUCUUCGCGUCGACCGAGGAAACACAGAGAUAGACGAGAAAGGUACUGGAUGCUCAAGUAAAAGAAAUACACGUAUUAAGAGUGCAGAAAAGGGACAACAAGAAACGCGAGACAAGUAUAAGGAUGGAAGCAGUGAGGCCUUGAUUGAGAUGUUGCGUAUGAUGCAAGGAAAACUCCCAAAACUACGAGCGGGCAGCAUCGGAAACUACUGGGCCUUCAAGAGGCAGUUUGAAGAGCUCUUCCUCAACUCAUCAGCUUCAGCUAUGCACAAGCUUAACCAGCUGUACAGUAGUUGUGACUGGGAGGUUCAACAAUUGAUAGUGCACUGCAUGGUAUUACCUGCAAGCCAAGGUCUCAAGAUGGCGCUGGAGAUACUGGACGAAAGGUUUGGAGACAAAAAUAUGUACCUGAACCAGUCAAGGGAGAUGAUAAUUAAUGGACCUGCGAUCAGGGAGACUGACUACAAAGCGCUCUCUCAGUUGUGUGCUCGCCUGACAUCGUAUAUCUCUUCCGCUGAAAAUUUCGGCAAACUGACCGAGAUCGACAACACGUCAACAAUCAGAGACAUCCUGCUGAGGUUAGAUAGCGCUAUGCGAAUCCGCUGGAACGCCCACUGGACAGGAAAGAGAGCCAACCGCACCCAGCGCAUCAAGGACGUUCUGCAGUUUGUGAAGGAGACCAAGAGAGUGGAAAUUGACAUCGUAUUAAGGGGAAAAAGCGACACUGAAUUUCAAAGACUGCACAGGAGAGAGCCAGACUCUACAGAGAUGAGAGGUGGUCCAAGCAAAAGUCCCUCCACUUUCAGCAUGAAACGUGACACAAAACGGCUGGCCAAACCACAGGGUAGUGAAAUGUAUCUAACCAACCAGACCAGGCCUUAUGUGAAGUAUGGAAGAGAGAACGCCGGCAGUGAUAAGUGUCGUCUCUGUGGCGAGAGUCAUACCCUUCCCUUGUGCACUACGUUUCGGUCGCUGCCGGUGCACCACCGCAAGAAGGUCGUGAGAGCACAGGGGAGGUGCUUCAUGUGUCUACAAGGCAAUCAUCUGGUGAAAGACUGCAGAGUACGCCCUUGUGAUAUAAAGGACUGCAAGGGGCGACACUCCAGUUGGCUUCACGAGGAUGAAAAGUCCCAGAAAUUACAUGAGAGUCUAGAGCAGAACGGAGCAGCCGGAAAGGCGAGAGACAUAGAAAAUAAAGAAUGACUAGCCCGAGAGCUCUCUAACUCACACGACGAAAGGCAAGACAAGAACAGCUCUGUCUAUCGUGCCGAUAAUUUUGACACCCGUAGGUGAUCGUACUAAAGUGAGAGUCAAAACGUGUGACUUACUAUAGAUUCCAGCAGUACCCGCUCGUUCUGUUCAAGGCGAAUUGUGAAAACAUUGGGAUUACAAGAAAUAAGAAAGUUGACGGUUAUCUCGACCCUCCUGAAGAAGGAUUCAGGGGAGUCGAAGUGCAUGGAACUCAGGGUCACGGGAUUGUUCUCUAGGAGGACGGCUCCCUUAAGGCUGUCGGGAGUUAUUGUUGUUGAUUAAUUUCCUAGUAGCCCGUCAGAGGCUAAGGCUAACAUCGAUAGGACUGCUCUGUGAUCCCAUCUACGAGACCACAAGAACCACAAGUGGUUGACAAACUGUUGUCGUGAUCCUCAUCAUGGUACACCUUGCAGACAGUGGCCUGGUUCUGACGAUUUACGACUUGGCUAACGAAGGGUCAUCCCAGGCUUUCGGCACCCUGACUCGAAGUCACCGAGUUGCGCACGGCAUGGACAGCCAUCAUUUGACACAUGCAGAGGAACCACUUACGCGAUGCUCUCAAAGCCCCAUAGAGCGGACAACUUACCAAGAAGAACAACCUCUACUUACUGGAAACGCAUCUCGACAAUCAAAGAGUGCUCCGGGUAGGGAGUCGUCGACUGGACGAAUAUGGAGACACUCAGCAAGUGGGCCCGAUACUUCUUCCCAAGGAACAUCCGGUGACAUAUCUCGUCGUGCGAGACGUUAAAGUGUUCCUGGCCAGACACUCAGGCAGAGAGCACACCUUGGCGAGUUUGCAUAGGCAUUACUGGAUGGUGGUGGGCCGGCCAUUAGUUGACCAUGUUUAAAUGCUUUAUUUGUCGACGAGUGAACAGCAAGGCACUGACACAACGACAAGCUGCCCGUGGAGAGGAUCUUCGUCGACAGACCAUCCUGUUUCUUUCCGUUCAUUGUCACAUGCAUGAGAUGUACAGUGAUGCGCUUUGGUUGCAUCUUCACCUGCCUUAGCUCCAGAACAACACGUAUAGAAGUGAUGCAUUCUCUUGACGCCGACGCCUCAACCCCCUCAUGCGUUUCACGGCACGACGAGGCACCCCUGAAAAGCUCUUGAAAGUAUAAACUCUAAAGCUGUUGCUAUGUUGACGAAGCGAAGAGUGGAUUGUAAUGUAUCUGGUAUGUUAACUUAACAUUUGACCGCAUCCCAAUAAA